UUAAAUAAAGUCGUUAUUUUUGUUUUGUUUUUUUGCGCACAAAAAGUAUUUUUGUCACUUCAUAAAAUUGAGGUUAAACCACUGUAGCCACGUUGACUAUUUUAACAAUGUCUUUAGUACCUUUCUGGACCUUAAAAGUGGUAAGUAAAUUGCUGUCUAUGGAGGAGUCAGACAGCUCUCGGAUUUUAUCAAAAAUAUCUUCGUUUGUGUUCCGAAGAUGAACGAAGGUCUUACUGGUGUGGAACAACAUGAGGAUGAGUAAUUAAUGACAGAAUUAUCAUUUUUGGGUGAACUAACCCUUUAGGAUUUGUUAAAUGUUUUUGACUCUAAAAACAUUUUUUUUUUUUUUUUUUUAAGAACUGUUCAGUGAAAGUUUCUUUAUGGCAUCGCUGCAAAAACCUCUUUUGUAGCAUUUAUUUUUAAGAGUGAGGAGGAUAUAAUUCACACACGCACAAAAAGAGAAUUAGGCCUACAUGUUUAUAAGCACACCUUUCCAAUCCUGAAACUGUCCCAUUACAGCCCCGCGCUUCUCCUGCUUUAUGCGCGAAUUUGAUUGGUUCUCACAAUUGUAAUCUCUAAAGAAGCUUCCGGAUCCUGAAAUGCGAUUGGUGCUCAGAACUGUCCAUCAACAUGAUAAUCCCGCCCUAUAAAGCAAUGCCUUGAUGGCAGCGCAUCCAGACGGUUUGUUUCAUCUGCAUUCAAGCCACUUUUGGUGCUGAGGUGUGUUGGUGUGUGUGUGUUGAGCUGAAGCCAUGCCGCUGGUCAAGAGAAACAUCGAGCCGAAGCACCUGUGCAGAGGAGCUUUACCUGAGACCAUCAGCAAUGAGCUGGAGUGUGUGACCAACAACACUCUCUCUGCCAUCAUACGCCAACUUAGCAGCCUCAGUAAACAUGCUGAGGACGUGUUUGGUGAGCUCUUUAAUGAAGCCAAUACAUUCUACCUGCGUGCGAAUUCUCUACAGGACCGCAUCGACCGUCUUGCAGUCAAGGUCACUCAGUUGGACUCUAGUGUGGAGGAAGUAUCACUUCAGGACAUUAACAUGCGCAAAGCCUUUAAGAGUUCUACUGUUCAAGACCAGCAGGUGGUGACAAAGAGCAGCAUUCCAAACCCCAUCACUGAGAUGUACAACACCAGCGACAAACCACCACCUCUGAACAUACUCACUGCCUACAGGGAUGACCAUAUUGAUGGAAUUAAAUUCUACACAGACCCCUCAUAUUUCUUCGACUUGUGGAAGGAGAAAAUGCUUCAAGACACGGAAGACAAGAGAAAAGAGAAGAGGAAACAUAGGGAGCAGAAGCGGUGUGUUGAUGGCACGUUGCCUCGUGAGGUGAAGAAGGUUCGUAAGGCUCAUAACCGCAGACAGGAAUGGAACAUGAUGGCUUUUGAUAAGGAGCUACGGCCGGAUCAUCGUCAUCAUCAUCAUCCACUUCACAGGGUUGUAUCGUCUGAGGGCUCGCUGUCUCCAGAGGGCAGACCACAUCCAAACAACUCUGACUACCCAGUCCCAGCAUGCCAUGCUCAAGCACGAGCCAGUCAUGCUCAAGCACGAGCCAGUCAUGCACAUUCACAGCCGCACCCAUUCCUGCCUGUGGAGACAGCAUCAUCUAGUGCCAAUGGAGGGGUAGAGCACGAGUACCACAGCAUUGGAGGGCCUGUAGGGGUGGCUGUGGGUGCUGAUGUAGGUUACAGAGUGGGCUUACUCGCUCGAACACAUCCAACUCCUCCACAGUACCUGCCCCGGGAAAAUGGAGUCAAUGGAACCAUCACGCUUCCACCGACAGACUAUGGUAUGAUGGAGUACUAUGCCAGUUCAGGUCCGCCCCCUCCUCCAAUGGCUCCCCUUAUUCCAUCUGCACAGACGGCUUUUGCCUCACCUCCAGCUACUCCUCAUCCUGGACCAAUCACAUCAGCCUUACGGUAUCCUCUUCCACCUGUCCCACCUCCUGGACCGGUUUUAGCUUCACCUCCCGAAGGUCCACCUCCUCCUCCGGCCCCUCCCAUACCACCUCAUCCAGCAGCACUUGGAGAGGGACGGAGAUACAAUCUGCAGCCUGUCACAGACGCUCGCAGUGACCUACUCUCAGCAAUACGCAUGGGUAUCCAACUAAAGAAAGUACAGGAGCAACAGGAACAGCAGGCUAAAAGAGAGCCGGUGGGGAAUGAUGUGGCCACUAUACUCUCUCGCCGCAUUGCUGUGGAGUACAGCGACUCAGAAGACGACUCAGAACUUGAUGAGAAUGAAUGGUCUGACUGAUUAUAGUCAGCCACACACACAAUGGUAGAAUAGAGACCUUCCUUGUAAAUAUGAAAGUACGUUAACCUUCAGACACCCACAUAUAGUUGAUUAUUAACUCUUUCCCCGCCAAUGACUGAAUUUUCUGGGCCCUAUCAUACACCCGGCGCAAUGCGACACCAGGCGCGACGCAAGUGCGAUUUGCUAGUUUCAGCCCAACACAGUUAUCAUUUUCACGUCCAGCACCCACGUUGUUUAAAUAGCAAAUGCAUUUGCGCCCAUCUGUUCGCCCAUGGGCGUGCUGGUCUGAAAACGAGGUGUGUUCAGGCGCAUUGUUGGCGUGUUGCUAUUUUGAGGCAACUGAAACUGCACCAUUGACCAACAAAACCUGGUCUAAAGUCAAUGAGAAUGUCUGUAUUCCGCCAUGUAAAUAGCAAUCCACCAUGGUGCAAGCGCAUCUGGGUUUUAAAGGGAAAGGGAGAAGACACUCUGAUUGGUUUAUUGCACAUUACGCUUAAAACACACCCAUGACUCAUUAAGAGACUAUUUACAACACUUUUGGACCAUGCACCUGGUGCGCCGACCAUUUUAUCCAUUGUUAAACUAGCAAAAGUGGAUUCGGACAUGCCCUAAGUGCACCUGCCCCAUGCACUUCAGACCAUGCACUUAGAGCGUUAAAAUAGGGCCCUCCGUCGUUUAUGACACAACGCUUCUCCGCCAAUGGCGGAAUUUUCUGGCAAUCCAUGUUUUCACUGUUAUACAGUAGGGGGCGCUAUUACACAUCUUCUGAAAGAGUAUAGAAUCUCCGGAUUAAAACAUAGGAGAAGAAGAAGCCAAAACAAGCGAUAGAAGCAUUGCUUAUGAACAUGUAAGCUAACCACGAUCAUCAAACUUUCAAUAGUAUAAAUGAAAACUGCCUAACGUUACCGAAUGAAAUGUUGACCCAGGACGAGGUAAAGGACUGUGAAGCUUUGGGGGUGUUGAUGGACUCAGUCUACUCCAUCUAUGUUUUAAUCAUCGUUCUGAAUCCGAGCCGGAUGUAGUCUUUGGCAAAAACGUGAUUUUCUCAGCUUUUUGUUCAAAAUGUUGCUUUUUUUAAAAAACACUGUCGGGGAAAGAGUUAAGAAUGAUGUUAAUUUCUCAAAGAAUGUUAUGCAAUAUAGAGGGAAGUUUUGAAUAAACUUAAGAGGCUAAAACACUCUAUCAUGUACUCAAACAAGCCAAAUGCCCAAGUUACAGGAAGGGGGUAUUUAAAGUGUUUAUUUGAAAAAAAUUUUGGUUCAAAUUUGCAACCUUUUGAACAGAAACUGUAAAUUAUUAAGAAUUUCCAAGUUAAAAAAUCUAUAAGCAAUCAAGGUCUUGUAAGAACCUAACAAGAUUUGCACUAUUUUCUAUAUUUAUUAUUUCAGUAUUCUUUCCAUUGAAUGAUCUGCUAAUGUUAUUUUGUUUAUUAUAUAUUUCUUUUUUCUGUGUUACCUCUUGUACCUCAGCUUGUACCACAAAAUGUUUGUGUAAAUAGCUGUGUGAAUAACUCUUGCUCUCUCUCUCCCUCUCUCUUUCUCCUGCUGCAGAGAUUUAAAUGUACCCAAAUGUAACCAAUUUCCAUGUUUUUUGUUGCAGUUAAAGAAAUUAUUUUUUGAUUAACAAAUUAAUUCAAAUGUGCUUUCAAACAAUAAAUGUGACAUCUAUGCAGAAUACAACAGUAUUUAAACUACUACAAUGUCUUCAUAAAGCAUAAUAGAAUUGGA
This is a messenger RNA of Ctenopharyngodon idella (grass carp), 3985 nucleotides long. It is a transcript of the gene wasf3a, whose product is annotated as WASP family member 3a. Gene Ontology annotation, biological process: positive regulation of Arp2/3 complex-mediated actin nucleation; actin cytoskeleton organization. Gene Ontology annotation, cellular component: cytoskeleton. Gene Ontology annotation, molecular function: actin binding; Arp2/3 complex binding; protein kinase A regulatory subunit binding. The record is from RefSeq and is a predicted model, not a curated record. Lineage: Eukaryota; Metazoa; Chordata; Actinopteri; Cypriniformes; Xenocyprididae. The transcript is spliced from 9 exons. The coding region runs from base 753 to 2258 and encodes 501 amino acids.